GGCUUAGGCUCAACGAAUCACAAGCUUCUUCUGAAAAAGAAAGACAUUAAUUAUAUAAUUCCUAGCUGCCAGGGUUACGCGAGAUUUAAAGAAAAUGCUUUAUAAACUGUGAAGUUAUUAAAAAGAAAAAAUCUGCUCCCCUUUUCGGGUGCCACGAUGCAGAGUUCAGCGCUGGUCAGACAGAAGACUUUCGGUCCUAUCAAGCUUCAACUGAGCUUCGGCACGGCUGGGCCGCAUUUCCUCCCCGCGGGCCCCUUCCCGGCCACAGCGCCCGGGCCGAGGCGGCGGUGAUCCCGUGGAGGGGCGGGGCAGGCCCCGGCCGCCCAGUUCCUGCUUCUAUAAACGGGGCCCGCGGCUAGCGGCGCCACAGACGCGGGGCCGGCACGAAGGAUGGGUCCGCGCUGCGCAGCGAGCCUGCCCCGGGGCCGCGGCCCGCGGCGCCCGCUCCUCCCCGCCGUCCUCCCGCUGCUUCUGCUCCUGCUGCCUCCGGGCGCGGGCGCCGGGGCCGGCCGGCCGCCCCACCUCGUCUUCGUGCUGGCGGACGACCUGGGAUGGAACGACGUGGGCUUCCACGGCUCGAACAUCCGCACGCCGCACCUGGACGCGCUGGCGGCCGGCGGGGUGCGGCUGGACAACUACUACACGCAGCCGCUGUGCACGCCGUCGCGGAGCCAGCUGCUCACCGGCCGCUACCAGAUCCACACAGGUUUACAGCACGAAAUAAUCUGGCCCUGUCAGCCCAGCUGCAUUCCUCUGGAUGAAAAGCUCCUUCCCCAGCUUCUAAAAGAGGCAGGCUACACUACCCAUAUGGUCGGAAAAUGGCACCUGGGAAUGUACCGGAAAGAAUGCCUUCCAACCCGCCGAGGAUUUGAUACCUACUUUGGAUAUCUCCUAGGUAGUGAAGAUUACUAUUCUCAUAAACACUGUACAUUAAUCUAUGCUCUGAAUGUCACACGAUGUGCUCUUGAUUUUCGAGAUGGUGAAGAAGUUGCAAUGGGAUAUGAAAAUAUGUAUUCAACAAACAUAUUUACCGAAAGGGCUGUAGCCCUUAUAACUAACCAUCCACCAGAGAAGCCUUUAUUUCUAUACCUUGCUCUCCAGUCUGUCCACGAGCCCCUUCAAGUCCCUGAGGAGUACCUGAAGCCAUAUGACUUUAUCCAAGAUAAGAAUAGGCAUUACUAUGCAGGAAUGGUGUCCCUUAUGGAUGAAGCAGUGGGAAAUGUCACUGCAGCUUUAAAAAGGAAUGGGCUGUGGAACAACACGGUGUUCAUCUUCUCCACAGAUAAUGGAGGGCAGACUUUGGCAGGUGGCAAUAACUGGCCCCUUCGAGGAAGAAAAUGGAGCCUGUGGGAAGGAGGCAUUCGAGGCGUGGGCUUUGUGGCAAGCCCCUUGCUGAAACAGAAGGGUGUGAAGAACCGGGAGCUCAUCCACAUUUCCGACUGGCUGCCAACGCUGGUGAAGCUGGCCGGGGGAAGCACAAAUGGCACCAAGCCUCUGGAUGGCUUUGAUGUGUGGAAAACCAUCAGUGAAGGAAGCCCGUCUCCCAGAAUAGAGCUGCUGCAUAAUAUCGACCCAAUCUUUGAAGACACUUCACCAUGUCCUGGGAAAAGCAUAGCUCCAGCAAAGGAUUCUUCUUAUCCCGAAUAUUCAAUGUUCAACACAUCUGUCCAUGCUGCAAUUAGACACAGGAACUGGAAACUGCUCACGGGAUACCCAGGCUGCGGCUACUGGUUCCCUCCACCGUCUCAUUACAAUGUUUCUGAGAUACCCUCCUCAGACCCACCAACCAAGACCCUCUGGCUCUUUGAUAUUGAUAAGGAUCCAGAAGAAAGACGGGACCUGUCAAGAGACUAUCCCCAUGUCGUCAAGCAGCUCCUUUCCCGCCUGCAGUUCUACCACAAGCACUCAGUGCCAGUGCACUUCCCUGCACAGGAUCCCCGCUGCGACCCCAAAAGCACAGGGGCGUGGGGCCCUUGGGUGUAGGAUCUCAGGCAGCCUGGGCCAGCCAGAUUGCCUGUUGCAAGUUGGACUCCAGGUCUUUAUUCGUGUGGCUCUUGUCUCAUUCGUUCUCCCAGUCUGGGUUCACCCAGGCCUUUUCUUGCACCUAAACCACACUGAGGUGUUCAAUUUCAACCCUUAGGGCAUUUAAGAAGCUGAUAAAAUCUGGAAUAUUCCUGCUGUUGGCUGGGGCAUGUGUCUAGAGGAGAGGGUGACUGGGUUCACCCCUUUUUCCUGAGCUCUGGGACAGCUGGGAACUUGACUUGAAGUAGGACUUCCCACUGAGUCCUGGAGGCUGAAGCAGCUGGCCCUUUUUGCCUCACAAGUCAGAUGUUAGAUUUCAUUCUGCCAAUAGCCCGGUUUUAUUGGUGUGACUCAUAAUUCUUGUUACAAAUAUAGGGAGCAGAGCAUUUUUAAUGGUUCUGUUGGCCAGGGUUUCUCCCGUCUGUGAGAGACCACAUGCAUCAUCCCCUUAGCUCAGCCUGCCCUCGCUCGGCCAUCACUCUUCCCACCAGGGAGCAUCUGGUCCAUUUCAUUAUGGAGAGCAGCAUGGCAAUAUGCCUUCUCCUUGGUUUUGGUUUUUACAGUAAAGAAAUGCGUUUUUAUCCCCAACUGUUUUUCCAGCCAUUGCUCAUACUUGUGUAGCCUUCCUGGUUUCCCCUAUUCCACUGUUGUUCUUUUCCUAACCUCCGUUUUGAUGCAGGCGUCCUGUGCCUGAGAAGGCUGCUUUGCCUCUCACUCUGAGCACCACUGGUUCUUGGAACACUGCUGAGCCCUGCCUUCCUUUUGCCCCUGACACCGAAGCUGGAGCCCUGCCCGAAGAACGUGGUCAAGUCUGGCUCUGUGAACAUGCUCAUGGGGGACAAAGGGGCCAGGGUGCCUGAUGCUGGGUCUGGUCAUAUGCUUGAUGAGGUUCUUUCUAAGUUUCAGGGAGUUUAUGAUCAUGGUUGUAGCUUUUUCUCAUAGUACAUUAAGAGUUGCACAGUUAUUCCCUAGUAGUGAGGAGAAACUCCAGGAGAGAAUAAUUUUGUCCUGAGAUGGUAGAAGUGGGCAGCUUGAAAGGAAAUGGCCAGCAUCUGGGGUGAAGCAAGGUAGCCCACAUUUUUCUUAUUCUCUCCAUUUUACUGCUUGUAUUGAGGUUCUGGAUUGGGGAAAGAGGACACACAGUUGAACCUCCAGCUCUUUCUGUCCCACAAACAUCCUACCAACAUGGAUCAGUCCACAUUAGCUCCAAAGAGUGUCAAACUCAGAGAAAUAUAUGCAAAAACCCUACUCUUUCUUGCAUUAGCUCCACUGCUUCAUUCACUGCUUGUCACUAAUGCCUGGAUCAGUGCCUGACAGAUAGAAGGCACUCAAUGCAUUUUUUAAAAUAAAUGAAUGAAUGAACAAAACAGCAAAUGAGAAAGUCUUACCCCAUGAAAGAUGCUACUCCAGUGUUUUAAAGCUGCCCUCCUCGGGAGGAGCAGAGCCUGCAUACUCACAGUCAUAGGACACUCCAUAGUAAAGUUGUAAUGUCCUCUCCAGGGGGAAAAGGGUGAAAUAUGCCUACCAAAGGUAAUCCUUUGCCAGUAAUCUUCAGUUCUGUUCUUCAUAGGACCAAAUCAUAUGAUGUCCUUAUAUAGCCAUCUUCAGUAGAAAUAUUUUCUGUCACUACUAACUUGUAUUAAAAUAAGAGAAUUGGAAGGAACCAGUGCUAAAACUAAUGACAGCUAUCACCAACCUUUACCACAUUCGUAGGUUAACAAACAGCUGGCCACAGUGCUGUCACUUCUCCCUCCCAAGCCUGUGGCAGAAACUGUGAACUACCUGAGCCCCGAUGUUCCUCUUCCAAUCCCAUGGCUGCAGGUAGCUGCAGGCACUACUACUCUAAGAUUGGAGGCCAUCGCCACAUGCCACCUGUUUGCUCCCCUGUGCUCUACAACUGUCCCCAAUUCCAGUUCCUUGACCACAUGUACAAUGUAGGUGUUCUGCACUCAGUGGCUUUAAAAGGAGUUUUAAAAACUAAUUUCUUGUAAAACUUUUGAGAUUUUAUUUUAUCCAUAAUAGAAUGUAUCUCAUUAGACUUUCUUAUUCUGUAUAAGAAUGUGAACAGAUUCAUAGGUUGUUAUUAGAAGUAUUAAUAUUAUUUCUUUCCAAAUUUGUUUACCUUUAAGAAGGGUUUUACUUACUUGUUUUUCUUUGUUAUCACAUGAUUGUCCCAGAUUUGGGGGACAAAAAAUUAAUUUUACCUUUUAAAAUGUGUCAGCUGUGAUUAUGGGGUUUCCAUUAGGGUGAUGAAAAAUUCUGGCACUAGAUACUGUUGAUGUUUGUACAACAUCAUGAAUGUACUUAAUGCCUCUGAAUUGUAUGCUUUAAAGUGGUGAAAGUGAUCAAUGUUAUAUUUUUUUCACAAUUUUAAAAAUGUUUUGGCCAAUUUUAUGCUAUGUAAAUUAUAUAUCAACAAAGCAAAUAAAUAUAACAAAAGAUCAGAACUAAAAAAGAAAA
This is a messenger RNA of Manis pentadactyla (Chinese pangolin), 4482 nucleotides long. RefSeq names its product arylsulfatase B (gene ARSB). The transcript has 8 exons. Lineage: Eukaryota; Metazoa; Chordata; Mammalia; Pholidota; Manidae. The coding region runs from base 391 to 1983 and encodes 530 amino acids. The record is from RefSeq and is a predicted model, not a curated record.